CAGAGAACGCCACGACUGUUGCUCGGUGUGCUCGGCUCUAAGACGGCUGCGCCCUCGGUCUGUUUGUUGGAUUUAAACUUACCGUUCAGUUUCAGCGUUAUUAAUAACUCAUCCAGUAACUCACCGGGAACAUGAACGGCAAGUCAGCGAACGGUACGGCGGGGGGGAUGGCCUGCAUCGAGGGUCUGCCGCCGCUGCCGAAGAGCCUGAGCGGGCUGCUGAACUCGAGCGGCGGCUCGUGGAGAGAAAUGGAGAGGAUGUACGUGAAGAAAACCAUGAUCCAGGACGACCUGAGCCGAGGCAGGAACACCGACAGCCUGCUGGCCAGCAAGCCGGCCAACCUGGACGCUGCCCUCGCUCUCCUGCGGAAAGAAAUGCUUCCUUUUCCUGAGGCGUCGUUAAUGUGUGCACUGCGCCCCCUGCAGGUGGGUCUGCGUCAGCAGGACAUGUCUCUGCUGUGCCAGCUCUGGUCCCUGCAUGAGUCCAUCCAGGAGUACAAGGGCAGCUGCCACGACCUGAGCGCCGCCUCCAGCCUCAGCAUGAUGGAGAACGGCUACUUCGACGAGGACGACGAGUUCUACGCCGAGCCCGGGGCCACGCCCACCGGCGACCUCCCGGGCGCCGGGGGGGUCGCCGACGGCAACGCCUCGUCGGCGGCGGCCAAAAACGGCAAGGAGGACAGCUGGGAGUCCUUCAACGUCGCCGUCUGAGGCCUGGAUCUGCGCGGGUUCUGCUGCGGGCGGGCCCGGGUUUUUAGGGGGCGGAGCUAAGCUGUGAGAAGGGAGUGGCUGGUUGCCGACGGCAUCGGACUGCCAAAGAGGAAACCUGUCCGACCGAGCGCAGAGCUGAGAUCACCUGGGCUCACCUGGACUCACCUGGGCUCACCUGGACUCCUUCACUCUGCUGCCAGUCACUCUUACUUUCCUUUUCUUUUUUUACAUGAUCAAAAUAUAUGAACAAAGUUUUAUUAUUUAUUACAUAAUAUAAAUAACAAAGUAUUCUUUUUUUUUUUAAUUAUUAUUCUUUUUGCUCUCUUUGGAAGUUUUGUACAAAAGGUACAAGCAGAAAAGUUGGACUUCAAACCUGAAAUGUGGGAUUUUUUUUUUAUUUUAAAGGCAUUUGCGACUCUUCAGGACCAGGAAGAGGAACUUUAAAUCGGUGAAAUGUUUUUCAGGUGAGAUCCUCCUUCCAGUAAACGGAGCAGAUCUGGUUUCCUGCGCAGGGAGGAUUCGUGCAACGUUUUAUGGUCAGUGUAGCGUCCGUUCUCUGCGGUUACAACCAGCGUUUACUGAGCAGAACUUCACUCAAAACUUUAAAAGAAAAUCUGUAAUCAUGUUUCUGUUUUGCACCUUCAAGCUGCAAUGUUUGGAUAUUCCUCAAAUGUGAUGUUUGGAGGGAAAUCAGAGCAGAAUUAGCAGAAAUUAACCUUUCUUUGUGGCCUUGCUGUCUGAACAGCUGCAUUGUUUUUCACAUAUCCACAUCAAGCUGAACGUCUUUUUCAUCCUGGAGCUGAGGGAAAAGUUUCGGGCUGGGCGACGAAUCCAUUUGAUCAUUUUUGAGGAUUUAAUUCUUGGAAAAUUCUGGCUUUUUUUCAUCAGGUUUCCAUAAUUCAGAGUGAUAUCCGGGCGGCCAUCUUUGCUUGACAAGUUUGUUUACAAAUUAUAUUUAUUUCUACUUUGAAUUUAGUUCAAUUAUGUGAUAAAAUAUUAGGAUCAAUUUAUUUGUUUUUAAUUAAACAAGUCGUAUAGUUGGAAAUAAUAAAAAAAUAAAGUCGCAUUUUUAUGAGAAAUUUAAAUAAAGAUGAGCAUUUUGUGAACUUAUAAAUUAGUAACAGCAGCAGGACUUUGAAACAAUCAAAUCCUGGUGGCUCUGAAGCUUUUUCCUCAUUAAGACAACUGUUUAAAUCAUUUUAAGAUAAAAUUGCUUCCUUUUUUUUCUAACAUAAUUACAUUCUCAUAGAUAAAGAAACAUUUCUAAACACCUCAGAAACUGGAUAAUUGAACAUUUCUGUAAAUGAGCAAAACAACAAAAUUGAAUGAAAUUGAAUCUGGGAUGAAAAAAGUUUGAUUUGAUCUUUGAUCCGACUCGCCCAGCUCUCAGACUUUAUAUUUAAAAAGUUUCAUUUAUGGGGAAUUUCUGCAACUCUGCCUCAUUUCAGACGUAAAUGUUUGUCGACGAACACAUUCUGGACUGAUUCGCCCGGUCUUCCUUCAUCUGUAGCGAGAAACAUCGCAGUUCUUCCAGGUCAGGCGGCCAUUUUGUUUUCUGAUGGCGGUCCUGCUGAAUGAAUGAUCUCAUCUAAAGAAUGUUUUUAAAGUUACUCUGCAGUUUUCUCUUCACAAACACUAAAUUUAUCACUAUAUAGUCAGAAAUAAGAUUUACUAAAUCAUAUUUUUGUUUUUUUUUGUUUUUUUAUGGCUGCUGGUCAUUUCACCUCAAAGCCGUUUCAUAUCCUGUCAGUUUUUGUCAUUUCAUGCUGGAAAAUGGCUGCCGGUCACUUCAUAUCAAGUCAUUUUUCAUUUAUUUACCUGCAAAGGAGUUUUAUCAACUCCAAUCAAUAAUUUCAGAACAUUUUAGCAUUUUAAAUCUGUCUUUCUUAUCCUCAUGUUAGAAAACAAACUUCAAAAUGGCGGCCACUUCUUAAAAUCUCAAUUUUCUUGAGCUUCUGCAAAAAUCUAAAUGUUUCAUGGUGUAAUAAACUGAAUGUUUGGUUUAUUUGAUUGUUUUUGUACCAACAAUCUGAAUUUUCUUUGGAUUUAGCCCAUCAGAUGUUGUGUUUCUGUUGGAUGUCAUCACAUUUAGUGCCUUUGUAAAGCAGCAGCUUCCUGUUUAAGACGGAUGGAAAGUGAACCGCUGGUUAUCUGGAUUGUAUGAUGGAGAAUCGCCACAACUUUUUUUGUUUUGUUUUGUUUUUAUUUCCGGUCUCAGAAUGACGUCAAAGAAGUUUAUGAUAAAUUUAGUCAAAAUGUAAGUAUUGAGAAAAUUGGCAAUAUUUCAUAAUUAAUACCAUAAAUUUCUCAGAGUGGCUGGUUUACUUUAUCUGAAUGAAAAUGUAUUUUUAAAACAUUUUCUUGUCUUUUACCUUUAUUUUUUAAGAUUUAGAUUAUUUUUUCUAUAUAUUUUUCAACUUAUCCUUUACAUUUGAAAUUUUCUCUUGAUAUUUUCUUUUUUUUUACAUUUAAAUAAUUGUUUUUAUGUUUUGCCAAUACUUUUGUUUUCUCAAUGUAUUGGAUUUUUCUCUCUACAGUCUUUUUUUUUUUUUACACUUUUUAGAAAUAUUUUUUUCCUUUUUUUCCCCUUCGUUUAAACAUUUUUUCAGUUUUCCUUCACAUUCUGAAUGCUUUUCCUACACUUAGACUUUUCUACCAACUCUCUUCUCAUCUCUUUUUGCUCUAAUCAACACAGAAAUGUGACCAUAAGACUCCAUCACAGUGAUUGUUUGGUCUGUAUUUUGGGAUUUAAAGCUGCUCCAUGUAGAAUUAAAAAGAAGUCCAACAAAUUAAAAUUAAAAUAGAUUUUUUUUGUUUUUAUUUGAGGUGAUCCUACUGCUAAAAAGGUAGAUUGUAGCUCAACUAUAACAGGAUAAAUAGAUUCAAAUGUUAGUUUUCUGAACAUCUAAAACCUGAAACAGACAUUUAAAACAGAUUUUAAUCCUCUUCAUGUAGCAGCUUUAACUAGUCGUGGUCUCGUCAUGCAGACAGGAAGCUGAUCUGUUCACGUCUCACUUCGGGUCAUUUGAGGGUAUUUAUUGCGCUCCAACGCUGUACAAAUGAAUCACAAACUGAACACCAGCUUGCUCCUCUAACAGCUGAAAGAUUUCCCUUUUUUUAAAUAAUUAAUGGAUGUUGAUAUUGGAAAUGUUUCCUCAGGGUUUUCAGAUGCCUGGGUAAAAAUGUAACGACACCCACACAGAAUGGAUUUGUUUUUGAAUGUUACAUGCGUCAUAAUAAAGAAGCAAAAGCCUUAUUGUUAUUCUUCACUUGCUAAUUUGGACCAAAGUGGACUCCGUUGACCAGAAUGCAAUGCGGCCGCCGACGUGUAGAAACUGAAGUGAAAGGUACUUUUUCAACAUUUGUUUCAUGCAAAAAACAGAAAAAACAUAAUAUUUUUACCACAUUGGUGUCCAAAUGUCUUCCCUGGUAAAUUUAAACUACAAACUUCAUUAAAUUAAAAAUACAAAAUUAAUUAUUUUGGAUUUUGUUGUUUUUAUUCAACAAUAAAUCUGUUUAUUGUUAAAGAUCCAAAUCACAAAAGGGGCUUUGGAUUAAAACAAAAAUGUACAAUUCCCUCAUUUUUGGGAUCAUUAAUUGUUUUCUACUCUAUUAAAUUUUUUGUAAUUUUUUUUUUACCACUCUUGACUUGUGGUUAAAAUCCUUGUAAGGGCCAUAAUUGGCCCCUGGGCCACACUUUGGACACCGCUGGGCUACUACUGGCUUAAAUCUGUUGAGAUAAAUCAAUGGUGCAAACUGGAAUGUGAAAGUUCUGUUUAUUCCUCUGGUUCUGUUACUUGGACUGUCAGUUAUACUUACUGUACUCACAUUUAAUAAAGUCAUUCCAUGGUUUUCA
Poeciliopsis prolifica (blackstripe livebearer) is the source of this 4566-nucleotide messenger RNA. It is a transcript of the gene fam89a, whose product is annotated as family with sequence similarity 89 member A. Bases 132 to 710 code for a protein of 192 amino acids. The record is from RefSeq and is a predicted model, not a curated record. Lineage: Eukaryota; Metazoa; Chordata; Actinopteri; Cyprinodontiformes; Poeciliidae. The transcript has 2 exons.